AUGGAGAUCAAAGACGUCAUCACCAACAUCCCCGAAACGAACAAGUACGAAAAGGUAAAGGAAGAGCUGAUAAAACGCCUCUCCUCAAGUCAAGAACAGAAAACCAGGCGCCUCCUGGAAAGAGAAGAGAUGGGUGAUAGGACGCCAUCUCAAUUCCUACGCCAUUUGAGGGACCUAGCUGGCGCAAACACAGGGCGCCUGCCGAGAAAUAUGCAAGCCAUCCUUGCGACGCAAUCGAAAUGCACCUUGGAUGAGGUAGCGGUGUCGGCGGACAAAAUCCAUGAAACCAUGCCGGAGGCAAGAGUUUUUGCAAUCAACAACAACGCGAACCCCAGCAGCGCCAUCACCGGCACUCAUGGAAACUUUGACGCAACCAUCAGCGCCCUCUCGCAACAAGUGCAGGACCUUUCACGACAACUGGCAGCACUGCAGACUUCGCAGUCUGGUUAUGUUUCGCGUUUUGGGACUCGGGCGCCAUCUAGGUACCGGUUGAGGAGUCGUAGCAAGCCGCGCGAUGGAAAAUGCUGGUUUCACCACCGUUUUGGCGACAAGGCAAGGAAGUGUGAAGCCCCAUGCUCCUACCAAAAAAACGGCACAAGCAGUCAGUAG
Messenger RNA from Tribolium castaneum (red flour beetle), 609 nucleotides. RefSeq lists its product as uncharacterized. The coding region runs from base 1 to 609 and encodes 202 amino acids. The record is from RefSeq and is a predicted model, not a curated record. The transcript is spliced from 2 exons. NCBI's taxonomy places the organism in Eukaryota, Metazoa, Arthropoda, Insecta, Coleoptera, Tenebrionidae.